Messenger RNA from Phytophthora nicotianae INRA-310, 2470 nucleotides. RefSeq lists its product as hypothetical. Gene Ontology annotation, cellular component: transcription regulator complex. The transcript has a single exon. The coding region runs from base 757 to 2238 and encodes 493 amino acids. The record is from RefSeq and is a predicted model, not a curated record. Lineage: Eukaryota; Oomycota; Peronosporomycetes; Peronosporales; Peronosporaceae. Gene Ontology annotation, biological process: regulation of transcription by RNA polymerase II. Gene Ontology annotation, molecular function: RNA polymerase II cis-regulatory region sequence-specific DNA binding; DNA-binding transcription factor activity, RNA polymerase II-specific.
GACGUGGUGGAAGUCAAAGCUCUCAGCGCUGUGGUGAUCGCUUGCCUAACAGCCACCUUUGCGCUUCCAUCCUCAACUACACUAUUGUUACUGCUCUCUCCGCUUGUGGCGAGUUGCAUUGAUGCACCGGCGAGCUAUCACCUCGGGCCAGCUCGACGCUCGCCAUUUUCGAAGGCAUUCGGAGCCAAGUUGCCGCUCAAGUCGUGGUCCGGCUCUUUAACCCAGAUGCCCAGAAACAGCCGCAUCGAUUGUACUGAAACUCUCUCCCUAACAAAAGCACUGCGACAGGCUUAUCAUGUGGAAUUCGAUAAGGCAGCGCUCUCCCGUUGUUUUAAACUAGGCAAAGGAACCCACCACCACGACUCGAUUCUCUCUUCUGGCCGCAACUUCACAACGACGGACCAACCAGCCGAGCCGGAGAGCGAAACCAGCAGAGCCCAGCGCAGAGCACAGCCUCCCCAUCAUUACAUAAUCUCUUUUGCCCGCUACGUGUAACGUGCUGCGUCCCGAACACGCAGACACCAACCCACACGCACGACACUCGCCAGGCCCGAGCAGCUAACGCGCUCUCGCACUGUCGUUACGAAAGAUCCCCGAGCUUGACACGCAGCGGCAGAGUUUAAACACUACUUCUUAGACUUACCCGCGCGGCAGCUAGUUCUCGCCGCCAACGGAUCAAAAAUUAGUUCGCACACGCAGAGACCGAGUGCAGCAGCUCCUCCCGCCCAGCACCUCCCGACCAGCUCCAGCACGGCCAUGUCCAUGGGCCUCCACUCUGCGCGCGAGGAGCUCGGACUGCCCAACGUGGCUGGAAGCCACGGCAUGGGUCUCUCCACCUCCACGGGCUACCUUAACGGCGAUGUCGGUCAACAAAUCGGUGGACUUCCCAAGCCGAUCAGUCUCAGCCCGCGUACUUUUGGUAUGGAAGACCUGCGAGACUUUUGCGGCCCUGUUGGCACCUUCAAGACGGGUCUUACGCCUCGCGUCUUCAGCACGGGUCUGACUCCUCGCUCGGGCUUCACUCCUCGCUUCACAACCGGCUUCACGCCGCGUAUCAACGUCACGGGUCUGAGCCAAGCGCCCAAUGCCCCACCCUCUGAGACCUCCAAUGGCUUCAUUAGCCGGCCAGGAGCCGGCUACUCACCGCGCAGUGCUGUCGACGCCAGCAACAACAAGAUUUCGCCCUCAGGCUUCACUCCCAAGGACGUCUCGGGCGCCAAAGUGCCCAUGCGUUUCCCUGGAGCCUUUUCGAACAACAGCCCACCGAAGAUGCCCAUGAGUGAGCAAUUCAAGCAGGAACAGGCCCCGCCACAGACACACAUGCAGCAGCUGCAACAGAUCCACCACCAGAGUCAGCAGAUGAACCACGGCGCACCGCACCAUGGGCAAAUGCCGCACCCGGGGAUGCCCAACAUGAACAUGCCCAUGUACGAUUACAUGAACCGCCCCGCACUGCAGCAAUCAGCGGACCCACGUCUCAGUGUAACGCCCAACUCGGACCGUGUUUCGGACCAGGAAGACCUGGACGAGCGUCGACGUAUGAAGAACCGUGAGCGUGUACGCAAGUGCCGCAAGCGUAAGCAAGACCGUCUGAACUUCCUGGAGGACCGUACUGCUGAGUUGGAGAAGGAGAACGGGGCGUUGAAGGCCAAGAUGGCUCGUAAGGACUCUGGACUCACGGACGAACCCUUGAGUGAGACGCAACUGAACGAUCUCCGCAAGAAGCAGAACACCACCUUGUCCUCGUACAUUCGUGCUUACAAUGAGGCCGAUGGCUCGGCAUUUGAGACCAGCGCUCGUGCUAUUUGGGCUGACUAUGCUGAGAUCCUGUACGGCACCAGCGGUGCUCGUGUUGCCGGCAUGACGGACAUCGUCGCCAGCAAGAAAUCGUAUGCUAGUGUCUUUGCUAAGUACGAGAUCAAGCAGUACACGGUGCAGUGGAAGCCAAACUCUACGGACAAGUGUCUGGUGAACUGGGAGGUUGAAGUUAGCGUGAAGAAGGAGGCGGCCAAGAACGUACCGCUAACGACUCCGUUCGCCGAGCUGGCGCCGCACUUUGGCGACAGCAACGAGCCGCUGUCGUUCCAAAUGUCCUCGCAUAUUACAUUCGAGGAGGGCAAGAUCGUGGAGGAGAUUCGCCAGCUCAACUUGUCGCGCAUUGGUGAGGAGGCGCUGAAGCAGUUCGCUCAGGACCCCAAGAAAGCCGCCGAUGUGAUGCGGUGCCUGAUGACGGUGUAGACUUUUUCAGACAUUGCCACACAAGGCGGAGAAGAGCUCGAGACGAGCUACAGUAGACCGAUUUUCGGACGCACAAGACGGGCAGAGACCCACGCAGGUAGCUCGUAGCUCAAGGAGAGUGUCCUUCUCCUUGUUGAGUAGCAGUAGAGCAUCGUGUAUCAUAAAAGCAAAUAUUACCCAUGAGAAACUUAUGAUGCGUUGCAGUCAGUUCUGACUCAGGGUGAGCGAAGAC